GACUGCACACUUAUAUUGUACAUCCAUACAUAUUUUAACUACAUCAUGUCUGAUGAUCAGCUAUCUCCACCUAAUGGUGGGCUGACUCAUUCAUCUCAGGACCAUAUCCUAGCCCCUUCUGAAUUAUUGCAACAGAUGGUGUCUACAUCGGUCCAAUCCGCCCUGGCCUCCGCCAUGUCAUCUGUCAAUGACAGCAUAUCAAAAUCUGUUUCCAUGGCGUUGUCACGGCAACACCGGGAAGGGCCGGCCUCUUCAGAUACCCCCUUGGUCGCCUCCCACAUACAAUCCCAGGCUUCCAGCCUACUAAGACCCGGCAAGUCGGACCGGAAGAGACGCUAUUGCUCCGACUUAGAUACCCACCUUACCAAUACACCUACUAUUGGAGGUGGUUCUAAACUAACUAAGACCUCAGUGCCUCCUGAGGAUACCAAUGUGAGUGCUCAGAACCCCACAGAUGGGGAUGACGUGCCCGGUGGAACCUCUCGGUCCUCCAGGCGUAAUAAACCCGACUCUUUUGUUGAAGAUUCAGAUGGCACCUCAGACUCUGGGGAUGAUGAUUUAUAUGAGUUGGAGGACGAGGAUCUGGAAGGGAACGCGAGUCGUUCUCCUCCACAUGGCUCCGCUGACACAAGCGCCCCCGGGGCGAUCUUGGAUUCCAUGGGAAUUCCAUUCUUCAGCCCGGAGAAUAUCAAACACCCCCGUUCGGGGGAGUGGACGCCCAUGUCACAGGUGGCUGAUUAUGUUUCGGCUUGGCUGCGCAAAUCUUUAGAUGGUCGCAACCGCAAUAAACUGAGGGCGGAGUGUCCACGACCGUCACUGCCCAAUAAUGUCGCCACGACGCCAGAGUUGGACCCCAUUCUGGUGCGCUAUCUGGUUAAGACCGGUAAAAACCCUAAAAAGGGUAUUGACAAAUCUUUCAAAACUGUUCAGGACAAAUUGUUGGAUGUCCUUGGGCCUAUGACUAAGAUUUUACAAUUGGCCGAACAUGCUGUCGCUUCAGGUGAAGUAAUUGAUGCAGACAUUUUACGGGGCUGGGCAUUACGAGCAGUUUGCUUGCUCGGCAAUGCAAACACUGCGGCGUCUACGGAACGCCGGAGAUCCAUCCUUAUGCGGCUGGAUCCCCAACUUACUCACCUGGCUACCGACGAACCUGGUCCGCCAGCGGACGGUUUACUAUUCGGGGAGGCCUUUCUUAAAAAUAUAAAUAAGUAUGUUGGCCUUUUCUCGGGCCUUGACAAAGCCCAAUCCUCUUUAAAAAAGGUGGGCGCUAACAAGGUUUUCCCCAGGGCUGGAAGGGGUAGGGGUCGCCCUUCUGGCCGUGCCACCAACUAUAGACCCUAUAACAGGGGCCACUACAUGCCUGACAGACAAUAUUACACACCAGUUCCCCAGCCACCACAGCCCUCGACUCCAUUCUUUCCGCCUAGAGGACGUCCGUGGAGAGCGAGGGGUGCCAGCCGCGGAUACCCAAGAUCCAGGGGCACAGGAUAUUGAAGAAUGGUUCUGCCUUGCCACGGUUCUUUGUUGGGGUCAGCUGCGUGACCUAUCCGGUUGAUCGUUCCUAUUUGAAGAUUGACGUUCUGCGUUAUUGGUUCAAGAUCCUCCGUGUGGACGCCGCCGCGCGAGUUCUGCAGUUUCGAUGCUGGACUUCGUCACGGCAUAAAGAAAGAGGAGGAGGAGGGGCUGCAGCUUGGUUAUAUAGGGCAGUCUAUGCUUGGAUUGGUGGGAUGGAGGAGGGAGUUGCUAUGGUUACUAGGUGCUUGGACACCUGUGUUUUCUUUUUCUUUUUAUGUUUAACACUGUCAUUCUUUCUGCUAAUGGGCAAAAUAAA
This is a messenger RNA of Hyla sarda, 1831 nucleotides long. RefSeq lists its product as uncharacterized. The record is from RefSeq and is a predicted model, not a curated record. Bases 46 to 1494 code for a protein of 482 amino acids. NCBI's taxonomy places the organism in Eukaryota, Metazoa, Chordata, Amphibia, Anura, Hylidae. The transcript has 2 exons.